This is a messenger RNA of Solenopsis invicta (red fire ant), 2992 nucleotides long. RefSeq names its product protein ALP1-like. The transcript has 4 exons. Bases 435 to 1625 code for a protein of 396 amino acids. The record is from RefSeq and is a predicted model, not a curated record. Lineage: Eukaryota; Metazoa; Arthropoda; Insecta; Hymenoptera; Formicidae.
AUAAAAUUAUUAUUGUGACAAGUUAAAAAUUUACACACGAGUUAAACGAUCUUUGGAUAAUUAUUUAUUUAAACGCAUUAAUUCUUUAAACGUAUUUAUUGUGCUACUCUAAAAACUAAAGUUUAUUAUAAAUUUCCAACUAACCAAAAUUGACAAGUUGCCGAAUAUUCAGCUGUUGGAUGGUUUACGUCUCACUUUUUAAACUCAUUGAACACUGACCUUGUUUACACCGAACGCAAUUUUAAUACGCGAAUCAAAUUAAUACGCAUCAAGUAUGAAAUCUGCAUGUGUUUACACCGAACAAUAUCAAGUGAAUAAUACGAACCAUUAAGAAUCCAAUAAAAUACGCAUCAAAUAAUAUGGUAUCUUUCUGCUAACAAUUGUUUUAGUUCCAAUAGAAAGAAUAAUUUUAUAUAAAGGUUAAAUUGUAAACAAUGAAUAAUAUACAAGAGGUUACAUCCUUAUUUAUUGCAUUAUUUGCAAUAAAUAGACUUCAACAAGAUUGUCGGAAAAAACAAUUACGACGAUUGUUUUCCCGUAGACGACGUGCAUUGAAGGCAACGCUUAAAAGGUUAUGUUUUCAAGAAAGAACAGAGUUGUUAUUAAGGUGGAAACAAAUUAAUAGUCUAAAACAAAUAGAAUUAAUUGCAGAAGGUAUACGAUAUCGAAGGAUUUGGCAACUUGAGAGAAGUUCAGAUUUUUGGAAAAGGAUUGUGAAUUGUCAUUAUACUGAAAAAGAAUGGAUUGAAAGUUUUCGUAUGUCUAAGGAGAGUUUUAUAGAAUUAUGUGAUAUGCUCAGAGAUGAAUUAGAACCAGAACCACAAUUUUUAAUGCCAAGGGAACCUAUAUCUGUAGAAAAACAAGUAGCUGUGGCCUUAUAUAAAUUAGCAUCUACUGCAGAAUAUAGAGUUAUUGGCAAUGCAAUGGGAAUACAUAAAUCGUCUGUAAAAAAAUGUUUAUACAGAGUAAUAAAGGCUAUCAAUAAAGUAAUGCUUCAAAAUUAUAUAAAUAUGCCAAAUGAAAAUGAAGCCAAUUUAAUAGCUUCAAAUUUUGAAAACAAAUGUUUUAUUCCACAAAUUAUUGGUAGUAUCGAUGGUACGCACAUAGAAAUUAUUCCACCAAAAGAAGGAUACAGAGAUUUUAUAAAUAGAAAAGGUUGGCCUUCAUAUAAUGUACUUGCAAUUGUUGAUCAUAACGGAAGAUUUAGAAAUAUUGUAAUAAAACAUCCAGGGAGUUGUCACGAUGCAGCUGUGUUAAAAGAAAGUAUGUUAUAUAAGGAUGCUGAUACUCUAAUACCUAAGAAAACUCGUAACAUAAAUGGAAUGGAAAUACCGUUUAUAAUUGUGGGAGAUCCUGCUUACCCACUGUUACCAUGGCUCAUAAAAGGAUUUUCUGGUUCAUUAUCAUCGGAAGAAGAAUCUUUCAAUGUCUAUUUAAAUUCUGCUCGAGUAUCGAUAGAAAUGGCGUUUGGUAGACUGAAAGCUAGAUGGAGAAUUUUACAUAAAAUUAAUUGCGAUUACAGUUUUGCACCAGAAAUUAUUGCAGCUUGUUGUGUAUUACAUAAUUUUUUGAAAAAAACAAGGAUAGGUUUUACAUACAAUGGUUACAAGAAAUUGAACAAUUAGAACUUGUAAUACCACAACCAAGAACUGCAACGAUUACUAGUACAGAUUCUAUAGAUGGUACAAAUAUUCGGAAUCAUCUAAAACAAUAUUUAUCCGACAAUUUUCCAUUAAGAAAAGCCUUGAUACGACCAUAAAAGUAUUUUGCGUUAAAAUAAUUGCAGUUUGUAGUAAUAAUAGUAAUUAAAAUAAAGUUAUUGAUUUAGAAAAUUGAACUGAAAUAAUAUUAUAUCUUUUAUAUGUAUAAUAUAUAUAAUAUUGAUAAAUACAGCAAGAUUAUAUAAUCAAUAAAUGAAUGUAUAUAACUUACUUUACUUUCGUAUAUAAUCUACAACCAAUAAUUCCAGUAUAUUAUAGAACGGAUAAAUUACAGAAUGGUAGUGGUUCUACAUUCAAUUUAUUACUUUAUUAGUUUAAUUUUAUUAAUAUGAUAUAUAACAGUCUUAUAUAUAUAUAUAUAUAUAUAUAUAUAUAUAUAUAUAUAUAUAUAUAUCAGUCUCGCAUUGCAAAUAUUUGUCUUACAUUUAAAUCUUUAAUCACAUUGAGCAUAGAAAUAUGAAAUAAAAUAUAAUCGCAAAAUAAAAAAUAAAAAUUGUAGACUCAUAAUUAAUAUAAAAAAUAAACUGUUUCACUGCCUUACAAAACAUUGCUUUUUAUAACAAAAUAUAUAAUUGCGAAACUAUAAAUAUACUACAGCAUAAUGUAAAGAUCACAUUUAAAACUAAACCAUUAGACAUUGCAAAUAUUUGUCUUACACUUAUAUCUUUAAUCAUAUUGAGCAUAGAAAUAUUAAAUAAAAUAUAAUCACAAAAUAGAAAAUAAAAAUCUUAGACUUAUAAUUAAUAUAAAAAAUAAACUGUUUCACUGCCUUACAAAACAUUGCUUUUUUAUAACAGAAUAUGGAAUUGCAAAACUGUAAAUAAACUACAGUAUAAUGUAAAGAUUACAUUUAAAACUAAAACAUUAGACAUAACACAUUAAACAUUGAGAUCAAAGUAUUAGAAGUAUAUAGUAACAUAAAACUGACUUUUUGGCAAUACGUUAUAUAAUUUAAAACAUAGUUUAAACUAAAACUUUUUGGAUAAAUCUUCUUUUGAAGUAGCUUCUGUUUGCAUCUUUGUAUUUUCUUUUUCUUUUUGGUUUAUUUUAAAAGGUGAAAAACCAACAUUAUUUAUCUGAAAAAAAUAUGUCUUAUAUUUUUGCUAAUAAAACAUUAUUUAGUAAAAACAUUUUAUUUCAGAACUUACAGGAAUUAAUUUUACAGAUGGAUAAUUAUUUUGAGGUAAUAGAGGCAUCUGAGGCUUGAACCUAACAUUUGUAUACUUUGUAAAAAAGUUUGCAUAAUAAAAUUAGUUUGUUCCCGUUGAAAG